AGAAGCACGACGUGUAGCGGAGUGCUUCUGAUAACACUUCUCUCGUGUUCUGCCAACCCCUGCGUGCUUUAUGACAAGCACACAGCACGCGCGCGCGUUUUCUAUUUCUUCAACAAAACAAAACAUCUCAUUCAGAUAUAUUUACGUGACUAAAAAUAGGAUGCUAAAAACAACUUUUCAUCAACAGUCAUAAAACUAUGAAUUAAGAUAACUAUUUUACAAAUUUAAAAACGGUUGUAAAGACUGACUCAACCUAAAAUAGUUCAAAGACUAAUAAGAAUUAGUAUCCGAAAUAAAAUUUGAAUGGAAGCAUUUUUUUUUAAUUGAACAAGGUUAUGACAAGCUAAGGGGGGUGGAUCUAUGGGGCAUUCGUUCAAACUCCCUAAACCAUGAUUGAACCCCUUAAUUAGAUCAUCUUAUUUUAUUAUAUUAUCGAACUCACUAAUAAGAAGUUAGAAUUUUGUUUUUUGAUUCGCCAAAAUAUAGCCCUUUUGUUUGAUUUGCUUUAUGCACAAAACUACAAAAUAUGCUAAAUUGGCAGUCAUUACACGGUAGCUUUGUGUUGGUAUGAAUUUGAUAAUAUAAUAAUAAUAUGAUAAUAAUAUAUCGUGGCUUAAGAAAGAUUAUAUUUCCAUUAAGAAAUUAAAUUCUUCUAAAUCAUUAAAAUAAUCUAAUUCGUCCUGUCUUCCAACAUGGCUGCGGUCGAAAAGCCUUUAUAGUUUAAUGUUUUUUUGAUAAUACUAAUUUAUUCAAUCCUCCUUUGCUAAAAUGAUUGCUGUAGCGGAGACUGUUGCCAAGCGACUAUAGAAACUAGUCCAAGUUCGUUUUAAGUCGUUCACCGAUAAAGAUGGCAUUACGACUUGUCUUGGCUUUUAUUUUUUCCCAUUUAUUUUUACUUUGUGUGGUUUCUAAACCAACACUAGACGAGGAGAAGCGUAAUCUGUGUGAAGGGGAACCCAACUUAGCAGAAUGUCUGAUGGAAGUAGAAGAAGCAAAGGCACCGUCCAAAG
This is a messenger RNA of Actinia tenebrosa (Australian red waratah sea anemone), 1010 nucleotides long. RefSeq lists its product as uncharacterized. Lineage: Eukaryota; Metazoa; Cnidaria; Anthozoa; Actiniaria; Actiniidae. The record is from RefSeq and is a predicted model, not a curated record.